Molecule: messenger RNA, 974 nt
Organism: Serinus canaria (Common canary)
Lineage: Eukaryota; Metazoa; Chordata; Aves; Passeriformes; Fringillidae
Gene: NICN1
Product: nicolin 1, tubulin polyglutamylase complex subunit
Exons: 6
Coding region: 1-672 (223 amino acids)
Cellular component (GO): nucleoplasm
Source: RefSeq, a predicted model, not a curated record
AUGUCGGGAGCGGCGGGGCCGGGUCCGCCCGCCGGGCCUGGCCGCUCCCCGCUGCCCUGCGCCCCCCGCCCCGCCGCCCCCCUCCAGCUGGCCGGGGGGGCCGAGCCCGUACGGCCCGGCGUCGCCGUCAUCGACCUCCGCUUCCCCCGCGGUGCUGCUGCCGACGUGCAGGAGAUCGUGUUCAGGAACUUCUACACGGCGUUCCUGAGCGUGCGGGUGCAGCGGCCCGGCCCCGGCGGCUCCCGGCGCUGGAUGACCUGCCUGCGGGACCUGUGCCUGAUGCCUUGCCCACACACCGAGGAGGGCUCCCAGGACUACUUCUGCCUCCACCGGCACCAGAUGCUGUGUGAUGUGGACCAGGUGACAGCAAUGCGGUUCAUCCUGCGACAGCCCUCCCCAGUUUGGCUCCACUUCACCAUCGAAGACCUGCAGAUUUUCCCCCCUGGACAGAAGAGUCCUCAGAAGGAUUUUCCCUCCUGGCUCUCCCAGCUGACCCCUCCGGAGCAACCAGCCAGCCUGCAUGGGGAGCUCCCUGAUCCAGAGAAGGUGUCAACAGAGGUCCAGCAAAUGUGGGUGCUGACAGAGGUCAUCCGGGCUCGCCAGGCAGCUGCCCGCAUCGGGCGCUUCGACGUGGAUGGCUGCUAUGAUAUCAACCUGCUUUCCUACACCUGAGCCCACUGGUGCUGGUGCCAGCUGGGGAGAAGUGCCCCUUCCAUGCUCCCGGGGCCUGAGUGGACUCCUGCAUUCCCGCUUCGGCCAUUGACCCCGCGGGGAUCCCAAACCCUCCCUGUGCCCUAUCCCUGACUCCCUCUGCUCUGCCCAGCAGCGAGGGGCAGCGCUGCCGCUCCAGAGACCCCUGGGAACCUCUCCUGGGCACGUCCCGUGGGCAGAGCCCGGACACUGCAAGGGGGCGCGUGGGGACCGAGGGGUGCGGGGGUGCUGGAGGGGUAACCACUAAAAGCUGCUACGUUGGC